GUGCAAGUUGAACUGCAGGAAUAAGAGCUCUUCUUGAACCCACUGUUCUGCAGCCAUCCCAGGCUGGUUGCUGAAAAAAUACACACUCUAUCAUGAAUUAUAAUUUGUGGCAGCCUUACAUGCCAUUCUUCCUGGCUAUGCAGAAGUACAGAUUUACUACUUGCUGCUGAAUUAGGAGAACCUAAAUUGGUGUCAGCUGAACUCCCAGUGAACUGUAAACAUUGCUAUCGUCAGAAAAUAAGUUAAGGCCUGAAAAGCAAGAGAGAACAUUCAUCUUAGAAGGACUCAAAAGCACUUUGAAAAUUUAAAGGAAUGUAAUGAUAGCUGCUAAACCCACUUUGGUCAUCGUUAUGGAUGAAGUACUUCAAAUUUAAAUGUGUCUCACCUGUGUAUUGAAGAGUUUAGACCAGGCAACCUAUGAGGGCCUCGCAAGUCAAGCUUUCUUAAAUAAAGUCCUGUGUCGGAGACUGGACAAGGUCCAAGCCAAAGCAAGAUCAUCUAACAUGACCUUAUUGUGAAUUCAGAUUGAUCAAGCUUGGCAAGAGCUGCUAUGUGUGAUAUAUAAGAGAGGCGAAAACUAAUGGAUGAAAAUUUUGCCAUGCACUGAAAGGAAAGCAUUGUCUGUGAAGUUCUAUUUUUAAAAAUGUCUGCUUGUAACACCUUUACUGAACACGUUUGGAAACCUGGUGAAUGCAAGAACUGCUUUAAACCUAAAAGCUUGCACCAGCUCCCCCCAGACCCUGAGAAGGCACCCAUCACCCAUGGCAAUGUGAAAACAAAUGCCAAUCACAGUAACAACCACCGCAUCAGGAACACAGGAAAUUUCCGGCCUCCUGUGGCUAAAAAACCCACUAUAGCUGUGAAGCCCACUAUGAUGGUGGCAGAUGGGCAAAGUGUAUGUGGUGAGCUUAGUGUCCAAGAACAUAGUGACAACAAACCUGUCAUCAUAGGGUGGAAUCGAAACAGAACGGCCUUGAAUCAGAAACCACUUAAUAAUAACAAUGAAGAUAACAUUGAAGGAUUUAGCCAUGUUCCUAAGCCUUGUGGCAAUAAUGAUAGUGCAAAGAAGAUAUCAAAUAACAAUAAUGGACUAACUGAUGUAUUAAAGGAAAUAGCAGGUUUGAAUACAACCCCUCAGAUAGGAGGAAAUGAAAUAAGCUCCAGAGAAACAUUCUUAGGAAGGAUAAAUGAUUGUUAUAAAAGAUCACUGGAAAGAAAGCUUCCACCAAGUUGCAUGAUGGGUGGUAUAAAGGAAACUCAGGGAAAGCACGUUAUUCUGAGUGGGAGCACAGAAGUAAUCAGUAAUGAAGGGGGCCGGUUCUGUUAUCCAGAGUUUUCCAGUGGCGAGGAAAGUGAAGAUGAUGUACUUUUCAGUAACAUGGAGGAGGAGCAUGAGAGCUGGGAUGAGAGUGAUGAAGAGCUCUUGGCCAUGGAGAUUCGCAUGAGAGGGCAACCUCGCUUUGCUAACUUAAGGGCAAAUACUUUGUCUCCUGUUCGAUUCUUUGUGGACAAAAAGUGGAAUACUGUUCCCCUACGAAAUAAAUCUCUACAGAGAAUUUGUGCUGUGGACUAUGAUGACAGUUAUGAUGAAAUCCUUAAUGGUUACGAAGAGAAUUCUGUGGUUCCCUAUGGAGCAGGGAGUAUUCAGAGCAUGUUAUCAUCUGAUUCCACCUCCCCAGAUUCUUCUCUAACAGAAGAAUCACGUUCUGAGACAGCCAGUAGUUUAUCCCAGAAGAUUUGCAAUGGGGGACUAUCUCCUGGUAACCCAGGAGAGCCUAAGGACAUGAAGAAAAUUGAGCCCAGUACUGAAAGUCUCUCUGCUAGUAAUCAAGAAAAGGACACAUCACAAGCACCCAAAACUGCAGUAAAAGUUCCAGAGACACACAAAGCAGUCCUUGCCCUCCGAUUAGAAGAAAAGGAUGGCAAGAUUGCUGUACAAACUGAGAAGCAAGAAAAUAAAGCCUCUACAGAUAUAGCAGGGCAAGCAGUCACCAUAAACCUCGUCCCAGUAGAAGAGCAGGCAAAGCCCUACCGAGUUGUGAAUCUGGAGCAGCCUUUGUGCAAGCCAUACACUGUGGUAGAUGUGUCAGCAGCCAUGACCAGUGAGCACCUCGAGGGCCCUGUUAAUAAACCCAGGAUAAAAGGCUCUUCUUCAACUCCAAACUCUCCAGUGACAUCACCUGUGUUGGCAUCAGGACAAAUAAGUGCUCAUUUUCAAAAAUCCAGUGCAAUCCGAUAUCAGGAAGUCUGGACUUCCAGUACCAGUCCACGGCAAAAGAUACCUAAGGUGGAAUUAAUUAGUGGUGGAACUGGACCAAAUGUCCCUCCAAGGAAAGCCUGUCACAAAUCAGCACCUACAUCACCCACCACUACAAACAUUUCCUCCAAAACCAUCCCUGUGAAGUCACCUAAUUUGUCUGAAAUAAAAUUUAAUAGUUAUAACAAUGCUGGCAUGCCACCUUUCCCCAUUAUCAUUCAUGAUGAGCCAUCUUAUGCCCGGAGUUCAAAAAAUGCUAUCAAAGUUCCCAUUGUAAUUAAUCCAAAUGCAUAUGACAAUCUAGCCAUUUACAAAAGUUUUCUCGGAACAAGUGGAGAGCUCUCAGUAAAGGAAAAAACCACAAGUGUAAUAAGCCAUACUUAUGAAGAAAUAGAAACUGAAAGCAAAGUGUCUGAUAAUACCACUUGCAAACCUACUGAAUGUCCCCAAGCUAAAGCGUUUUCAAACAGCACAGAGCGUAAGAGGGGCUCGGUGGCUCAGAAAGUUCAGGAGUUUAACAGCUGUCUUAACAGAGGUCAGUCUUCACCACAGAGAAGCUAUAGCUCCAGCCACAGCUCCCCAAUAAAGAUCCAGAGAACCACUCAAGAUUCUCUGGUUAAACCAGAAGGUACUCAGGAGUGUCAGAUGGUGGGUAGCAGCGGCAGCGGUGGCACCAGGGAGAAAGCAAGCACCGUCCUUUCUCAGAUUGUGGCGUCUAUCCAGCCCCCUAAAACUCCCCCAGAAAUGCCUCCAGCUGGCCCUAAGGCUUGCAGUGUGGAAGAGCUUUAUGCCAUUCCUCCAGAUGCGGACACUGUGAAGACGACACCUAAGAGUACGCCAGUCCGGCCCAAAUCUCUCUUUAUUUCUCAGCCCAGUGAUGAGGCUGAAGCACCUCAGCCCACAGAAAAUCCCACCAAAGUGCAGAAAGAUCCACUCACCAAGCCAGCAGCCACCCUUGCCUCCAAAUCAGUGGGUAACCCACAAGGUGAGCCACCACCUCCUUUUCCCCCACCACGCUCUACUUCUUCCCCGUACCAUGCCAGUAACCUUUUGCAAAAACAUUUCAACAAUUGGACCAAGCCAACAAGCCCCACCAGGUCAACGGAAGCUGAAUCAGUUUUGCAUUCUGACAGUAGCAGGCGGGCAGUUGAUGCAAAACCAAAACGCUGGAUAUCAUUUAAAAGCUUCUUUCGCCGUCGGAAAACAGAUGAGGAGGAUGACAAAGAGAAAGAACGGGAGAAGGGGAAACUGGUGGGCCUGGAUGGCACAGUCAUUCACAUGCUGCCCCCUCCUCCAGUUCAGCGCCAUCACUGGUUCGCAGAGGCAAAAGGAGAGUCCAGUGAGAAGCCAGCCAUUGUCUUCAUGUACAGGUGUGAGCCCGCCCAAGGCCUCCUUGCUGUGGAGCAGAGCAAGGCCAGGGAAGAUCAGUCAGCAGUUCCAGAGAAAAGUGGAGUGGAAGAUGGGUUACCGAAGGACUCAGAGAAAAAGAAAAGGAGUCAUUCUUCUCCAGCACAGAUACCUAAAAAAAUUCUCAGUCAUGUGACCAAUGAAUCGACAGAGGAUUUUUCUCCUCGUGAUCCAAGAACUGUUGUCAUGAAACAAGAUGCUGGGGGCUGCACUUCAGUCACAUCACCAGUGUCCCUACCUGAACUGGAAAGGGAAGAGGAAAAAGAAGACAUUUCAGAUGCCACAGACCUAAAUUCCUGUAGUGCAACAUAUAGCAAUUUAGGGCAAUCGAGAGCAGCCAUGAUACCUCCCAAGCAUCCACGGCAACCUAAAGGAGCUUCGGAUGAUGCCUUUGGUGGAAAAACAGACCAAGAAAUACCUAAUGCUUCCCAACCCACGCCACCCCCACUGCCAAAGAAAAUGAUCAUAAGAGCCAACACAGAGCCAAUCUCCAAAGACCUCCAAAAAUCUCUGGAAACUAGUCUUUGUGUCAUGGCUAACCCCACUUAUGAUAUCGACCCCAACUGGGAUGCCAGCAGUGCUGGCUCUUCUAUCAGUUAUGACCUCAAGGGAUUGGACAUUGAGUCUUGUGACUCGUUGGAGAGACCUUUGCACAAGGGGAGAUCUAUACCCUCAACAGCAAAUAGUUUCUCUAGCUUAACCACUGUCAGUAUUAAGGAUAGAUUUUCCAACAGUAUGGAGUCCCUGUCCAGCCGGCGUGGGCCCUCUUAUAGACAGGGCCGAAGCAUCCAGAAGCCACAGAGACAAGCACUUUAUCGAGGACUUGAGAAUCGGGAAGAAGUGGUGGGUAAGAUCCGAUGUCUUCACACUGAUGCCUUGAAGAAACUGGCUAUUAAAUGUGAAGACCUCUUCAUGGCUGGGCAGAAGGACCAGCUCCGUUUUGGAGUGGACAGUUGGUCAGACUUCAGGCUAACCAGUGACAAGCCAUGUUGUGAGGCGGGUGAUGCGGUUUACUACACAGCUUCAUAUGCAAAAGAUCCACUUAAUAACUAUGCAGUCAAGAUCUGUAAGAGCAAAGCUAAAGAAUCUCAGCAGUAUUAUCACAGCUUGGCUGUCCGGCAGAGUCUAGCUGUCCAUUUUAACAUCCAGCAGGACUGUGGUCAUUUCCUUGCUGAAGUACCUAACCGCCUGCUCCCCUGGGAGGAUCCUGAUGCUCUUGAAGAGGAAGAGGAUGAAAUGGAAGCAGCUGAAAAAGAGAGGAAAGGAGAAACGGAAGAGAAAAGCCCGGAGCCCUGCUCUGAAACAGAGCUGUCCCAGAAAGCCAGCCAGGGUGUCCUUAGCAGGAAGCAGAGAAGCCACGUCGUGGUCAUCACCAGAGAGGUGCCCUGUCUCACCGUGGCCGAUUUUGUGCGAGACUCGCUGGCUCAACAUGGGAAAAGCCCAGAUUUGUACGAGAGACAGGUGUGUCUAUUGCUCCUCCAGCUGUGCUCUGGCCUCGAGCACCUCAAACCCUACCAUGUCACUCACUGUGACCUGCGCCUGGAGAACCUGCUGCUGGUCCACUACCAGCCAGGCAGCACUGCCCAGGGCCUUCGGCCUGCUGAGCCCAGUCCUGCCUCAUCUUGCCCCACAAGGCUCAUAGUAAGCAACUUCUCUCAGGCCAGGCAGAAGAGCCAUCUGGUGGACCCCGAGAUCCUCCGGGACCAGUCCCGCCUCGCCCCAGAGAUCAUAACAGCCACCCAGUACAAGAAGUGCGAUGAGUUCCAGACUGGCAUCCUCAUCUACGAGAUGCUGCACCUGCCCAACCCCUUCGACGAGAACCCAGAGCUGAAGGAGAAGGAGUACACACGGGCAGACCUGCCCCGCAUCCCCUCCCGCUCCCCCUACUCCCGGGGCCUGCAGCAGCUGGCCAGCUGCCUCCUGAAUCCCAACCCUUCUGAGCGGAUCCUCAUUUCAGAUGCUAGAGGCAUCCUCCAGUGCCUGCUCUGGGGCCCCCGGGAAGAUCUCUUCCAGACAUUCACCACCUCCCCCAGCCCAGCCCAGAGGAACACCCUGCUCCAGAACUGGCUGGACAUCAAGCGAACCCUGUUAAUGAUCAAAUUUGCUGAGAAGUCCCUGGACAGGGAGGUGGGGGUUGGCCUGGAGGACUGGCUUUGUGCUCAGUAUUUGGCCUUUGCCACUCCAGACUCCCUCAGCUGCAUUGUGAAAAUCCUACAACACCGUUAACGUGCCCCAGUGCUGCUCUCAUUUCAUUGAUCAUCAUCAAGCCACCCACACACCUCCCCUCCCGACGUGCAGAAUUCAAGGAGAGGAGAGAGACUGCCACUGACCAUGAACAAUUCCAUCUCCUCAGAAAGGUUAGCCACAGCUCCAGCUUGAGUGAGACACUCAGUCUGUCUGAACGUUGCAGAAAUUCAACCGCACCAAUGUGCAGUUACCUUCCAUUGGAACCCCCCCCAACCCCAAGUAUACCACAGAUGCAAGUAAACAAUGAAAAUGCACAUCUUUGAAAGGACUGCUCCUUUAACGUGACUCGCUGAGCUGUGUCCAGUUCCUCCGCAUCCAAAUAUCUCCCAUCAUUUUAACACCAAGUAUUUAUUCCGACUAGCAAUAGACAGAUUUAACCAACCCUUACUGUUGUAUCCUGUAAGUUCUCACAACAGACCUUCCUCCUCUCAAGUAUCAUAACUGACUCUUCCAGGCAGGACUGCCCCACUUAGCAUAGCCCCUUCUUGGUUCUGGGGACGAGAUCUUUUUGUGCCAGCAGACAGUACAAAGUUACGGCGAGAGCCCAGCUUCUGGGGCACAGACCAGUCUUCACGUUCCCAUUUCUGUCAUCGAUAAGCGUGUGUACUGCAUGGAGGAUGGCCCUAACAGCGUCCCUCUGCUGUCACUGCCUGGUACUCUCUCACCUCUACUCUGUCCCCACUCGCCAGUGAAGUUUGGGUUUAGCAGCCACUGUGGUGAUGACAGAGGUGACCCACACAGUAAUGUCACCAGCACUCAACAGGGUGGAGUGCCAUUCAUACAGUGGCUGAGAGGAGACAAGGGGGUGGUUUUGCUGCAUGUGAAGUUCUCCAGGGGCCAUUAGAGUAUAAAUUCCUACUUCGAUUACUGUCAGAGCUGUCAGCCUCAUCAGCCAGGGCUGGUGACACCCAGAUCACAGGUCCCCACCUGGGAGUUACUGGCCAGCUCCCUGCCUCAGUGGUCGGUGUUAACUAGUCUACCAAGUGCUGUGGCAGCAGGCCUGGAUGACACAGCUGUCAUCUGAGCACGAAGAACCCUGACAAAGGCCAGGUUCUGCUGGCUGGUGGGUGGCCAGGGGGGGUCCAGGGUGGCUGUUGAGACUUCACACUCCUCCCAGCUGUCCACCUUCCCCACAGAGGCUGCUCCCAGGAGCUCCCCAGUAGCUCUGGAGGUCAGCUCCCAGGAAAUAAAAUGGCUGAGGGGGCUGCUGAGAGCCACUCACCAUGCGUGGGGCCCGUGGAUAUAUGUGCAAUUUUUUGUAUGUAUUUUUUUUUAGCUGUAUAUUACAGUGUUUAUGUUGCAACUUCACCUGAAGCAAGAUCUACAGAAACCUGCCCCUUCUUCCCUUGGCACAUAUCUGCGCUAAGAGAUGAGUGUUCCUUCCACCAGAGUGUGUGUAUACGUGUGUGUGUGUGCACGCUUGCUUUAUUCAAAAACUGUGAGUAUCUGUUUACUUCAACCUUGAAAUCCCAAGAGUCACUCAGAUGGCACGAGUGCACGCUCGUGUGUGCACGCACAUGUAUGUGCUGCAAGAAGAGGCCGGGCCUUGGGGAGCCGCCUGUGGCAAGGCUGAUGGGUAUGUUCUCUUUGCCUCAUCAGUGAGGGAGCCCUGAGCCCCUCGUCACCACCAUAGAGUCUCUUAAAGUCAAAACUGAUUGUGCAGUAUUACCUAGCACAUUAGUGGCCUUUUGGAAAUUUCUAAACCUUUAGAAAAUUUUAGAAAUUUGACAGCUUUUCACGUGAUUCGCAUAUAUUGAAGAGGAUUACGAAAGGAGAAGAAUGUAUUUUAUCGUGCUUUUAUUCCUUGUUUUAAGAGAAUGGGACAUGUGAGGCUCCAAUGGAGGAUUCCCCUUGUCCUCCUGGCCAGCAGUCCAGGGAAGAGAGCUGGUUGGCCACAGUCUGGGCUCCUCGAGCUAGAGAGCAGGGCUCUGCGCCCAGGGACAGCCACAGGGUGGGCCUGGUGCUGCUGGCCAGCAGGCCACCCUGUCACUGUCCCUCGGCAUGGCCACACCUCGCCUAGCACGCUGGUGAUCAGGCUCACUGAGCACUGGCCCUGUGCACAUAAGCCCGGCCUGCUUAUACACUGAAUGGCAGCACACAGGCCCCAGAACAUGCCAGCCAGCGCCCCCGCCCCCAUGGCCUGCACAUUGAGACACUUUCUCAAUGUCACUCUCGUGGUGCCUUGCCCAUGUACAUUUGAAUGUUGGCUAUUUAGUGAGAUGUCCUAUUUAAUGAAGAAUACCCCCUGGCCCCUCUAUUUGCUCUCUCAGUGUCCUUUCUAUUUCUUCCUGUUUUGACUUGGGUUCAGUCUUCACUUUAGCUCUCUAGUGUUACACACACAGACACCCUCCACUACCAUAGUCCCACUGUCCUGGAGCCAGGCACCUCUUCACAACAGAUGGCUUUAGACUGUCCUUAUAUUAAGAUGUGUGAAGGGCACAGGUGACUACCAAAUAGAGAAGUUGUCUCAGGUUCCCAGAAACAGGGGCUAGAUUAGUUUUUCUCUGAGUGAGCCAAGGAAUGUGAGGUAGGGAGGGAAGCAGGUGUAACAAGUUGAAGCAGAAUAAAUUGCCUAGGCAAGAAGUACACAUCAGAUGGGCCUCAGAAUAUUUUCCCAAAAUAAUGAAAUUAUGUCAGUCUGAUACCACAAAUAUUUUAAAUUUCCAUUUCAAUUUUUGUAAGGCCUUUGAGUCAUUUAUCAACUGGAAAGAAAUCCUACCUUCAGACACAGAUAGACAUACAUAUUUAUCUCUCUCCUCCCUCUCUCUCUCUAUACAUAUAUAUAUAUAUGAGUUUUGAUUGUGACUAGUGUAGCACUUUAAGUUUCCUCAAGUAACAUCAAGUUAUUGUCUUCAAUAUUGACUGAAUUUUUUUUUCCUAUUCUACAGACUUCAAUAGAACUCUAUGGAAUAUAGAUUCUUCCAUUUAAUAUUGAGAGUUUGGACAGUUAAGUCACUAUUGGGACUUCUCCUUAAGCCACAUGAGAACAAUCUCUCUAACACGUGUGAGUGCUAGGGAAACAGGGUAGUGGCUGGCGCAGCCAAGACCCAGACUGAAUGUAUGGCAGAGUGCCUUGUUAGGGUGAUGGCCUCGUGUCUGAGGGAGAGAAGCAGAUGUUUCACACGGCGGACUGGGAGAAGUCUCCCAUGCUAGCCUGGGACAACCCCUUGGGUGCAUUUAACACAGCUAUGAUGCCUGGAAGUGAGUUCAUGAUGAAUAAAACAGGAUGGGAACAAGAGCAGUUAUAACCUGUGGAAUCAACAGCAAAAGAAACACGGAUUGGCCCACCAAACCCUAGACCAAAUUAGAACUAGAGGGCCAGCAGCAUGGCCAUGGGGUUCAAGUUUGGCCCUCGGAAAAUGAACUGGGUGAGGCACAGAGAGGGGCGCAUGUACCCACACUACCUAACCUACUGAUACUGAGGGGCUUAAAACACACUGGGAUUUGAAGCGUUUCUGUAACCUUACAUUGUCAGAUUAAGUGUAGGCCAAUUUUGCUUCUGAAUUCAGAAUAAGUUCGUGAACAGGGAAAAUUCUAAGCCUUGAGAGCUAAACCUCCAGAAGUACUAGUGUUCUUUCUGGUGGCAAAACUAGAAUUGUAUUUUAAUGUUUCUAGCCGUGUAAAAUGUUCACGUAUAAUCUUUGCGGCCUGCUAAAUUGGGGCAGAGAAAUAUUGUACUCUUCCCAAAUCUGAAUUAAGAAUACUCUGGUGCUGAGAUGUAACCUGACUUGGUUUUGCUGGUAACCUCCAACUAGAUUUUUUUCCCCUAGAUUUCACCACCAGAGAUCAAAAACACACAAGCUAGUGCCAGUAACUGGGAUAGACUUGGGAUACUGCACUAUAUAGCCCAAGUGGUUCUAAAUGUAUAAAGCAUGAAGAUACUUGGAGAGAGGAAAAGAACUUGACUGGCUGGGCCAGCUCUAAUAAUGUUUUAUUCCCCUCACUAGUUGAUAAGGAUUGAAAAUUCUGGUCCAGUUUAAUGGGUGAGCAGGAGGGCUGCCAGUGAAGCCGGGUUAUUAGUUUUACCUCAUUGGAGCUGAGAUUCUCAAAGGCCCAGAGGCUGUGCCGAGAUAAAUCCACAAAGUCCAGCUGUCUAUGCUCACGGCGGCACCAAACAAGGGGGUUCCGCGGACCAAAAACAAUGCCAUGGGGACGCAGAGGAGCUGCCGUGCAAGGUCCUAGAUAGAGAUGAUACCAAAGAAAUCAAGCCUUUGAUCCUGACGCUUCUACAGUGAUGAGGUUGACUUACGGCAGAUGCCACGGGAGGCGAACUCACAUACAUUCCAUGUCACGCUGAUCAAAUAAUCCAUCCUCCAAAAGCACCUUUUUUAAAAACAGUCCAUUUCCUGCAUUAGAGGGGGGGAAAGACGAGAAAAGCCUGGGCGCGUUGUAAAGUUCCUCGGCAUGUAAGGAGAAGGAGCCCUUCCCUCUCCCUUGACUGUGGCUGUUGCUGAACCGUAAGCUUGGAGACAACGUGUCCAGGUGAUACUGAAAGCUGAGGGUUUUUUCAGUUAAGAGACAUGGUAGUUUCAAUGAGUUUGUUUAAGAACUCUUGGGAAAUUUCUUAACCAAUUGUAAUACUUUUUAUAAACCUUCCUACCAAGGUGUUUACCACUCAUCGUCACCAUCGUAAGUGCCCAGAAUGUACAAGGUGCUAUCCCGCUGUUAACACCCUCUCUCUGCAGCUGUAUGAAGUCAGAGUAAGUUUUUGCAUCAGCCACUGCUUUCCCCUCCCAGGUGGUGCAGGGACUGCAUUCCAGACUUCAUUAGAUGUCUCCCACUCCAGAGAGCUUCAUGUUUCUUCCAGCAUCUCCCCUUCACCCAUCCCACUCACCCCCAUGUUUUUUUAAAUCAAGAAAGUUUCAGGGAAUCAAAAGAGGUCGGGAAUUUUUUUAACCUAGCAGAAGUACAGAGUCAUAUAUUUUACUACAAAUAUUACUGUAUUACAGAAGAUCCACUUUGCCGGACUAGUGUGUGGAAGUACUGUGUGUUUGUGCACUCUUGAUGACUUGAAUGUUGAAUCAGCCUAUGGCUUCAGGGUAGCAUUUUUGAAAGCUAAGCCACACUACUUCAGGAAACUUGUUCCAAAUUCCCCUUGGUGAUCCUUCCCUUGCCAGUUUUACGGUGUCACAUGUGAACACGCUAGUUGGGGUUUCUGCUGAUGAUGUUGCAGGGCAUUUGGCUGAGAUCAAGGGGCAAACCCUGCCCUCCUCAGCGACCUGAAUCAUGGCCGUCCUCAUUCCAAGUUGUCAGCCCCAUGGUUCUGACCACGCCCUCUAUUGGAAAAUCUUGUUCCUCAUGCCCCUUUCCUGGAACUUCAUUUCUCCACUUAGCGUUGUAUGAAAGGUCCCCUCUGUCACCAGAAGGCACCACCCUUUGGUUUGCUGUGGUACUUUGCUGUUUUCUCUGUGGCAUCAUGUUACUGUGUAAAUAAAUUCAUUUUAAUAUACACUAAGAAACAAGCGCUUGUCUUUUCAGUGACUCUCCCACACUGACCACGCUAGAUCUGGGACAGACACGCUUGUGUCUUGUUCCACAGGAUAAAUUCUGUCUUGGGCCCUGGACGAAAAGUCCGCUUCAUCUCUUCCUAACCUGAGAAGGAGGCCCCAAAGAAAGCGGGGGCUUGGGC
Molecule: messenger RNA, 11540 nt
Organism: Condylura cristata (star-nosed mole)
Lineage: Eukaryota; Metazoa; Chordata; Mammalia; Eulipotyphla; Talpidae
Gene: PEAK1
Product: pseudopodium-enriched atypical kinase 1
Exons: 8
Coding region: 644-5890 (1748 amino acids)
Biological process (GO): protein phosphorylation
Cellular component (GO): actin cytoskeleton; focal adhesion
Molecular function (GO): protein kinase activity; ATP binding
Source: RefSeq, a predicted model, not a curated record